Molecule: messenger RNA, 889 nt
Organism: Paramecium octaurelia
Lineage: Eukaryota; Ciliophora; Oligohymenophorea; Peniculida; Parameciidae
Source: the annotation of a GenBank genome assembly
AUGAAAAUGAUGAUGGAAAAUGAUUACCGAUACUUUAAAAAUCAUGGCUUUGCAUAUAAAUUAGUAUUAUUAGACGAACUGUUUUCAAAAACUCUUAUCUACCUAUUGAUUUUAUAGUAAAGAUGCAAUUCGAUUUCCACAGAAUUAUUUACAAUAUUAUUAUGCUUUACUCAAACAAUAAUCACAAAUUCUCUUAAUUAUCAGCUUAUUAUUUGUCUUUACUCUUUAUUCAGUAUUUUUAAUUCAUUCUAUACAGAAUCGCUAUUUGCAUAUUUUUACAAAUAAAGCAAAAGUUCUAUCUAAGUUCAAUAGUGUUUGCACAAUCAAUUCUUCUAAGAUCGAAUGAGAUGUUCUUGAUUCUUUAUUUCUGAAUAUUCAUAUCUAGUCAAGAUCAUAAUUUUGCUAAAGAUAAGAAAUUCAAAUAAGUAGUCUCAACUAUUUACAAGCUCCUCCUAUUACGCUGGGUCUAUUUAGUCUGUAUUGGAAUUAUAUUAUUUUUGCCAUAUAAGAAUUACUGUUCAUAAAAUGAAAUGGAAUGAUGCAAAAGCAUAAUUGCAUAUGUAUAUGGAUAAGUACAGGUAAAAAGAGGUUAAUCAUUAGAAACAACUUGGAUGUGAGUUUCUCUAAUCAUACAAGAUUAGUAAUAUUAAGUUUACGCAUGUUCGAAAGUAAUUUUCUACAAUACAAUGAAUAAUAUUUAAGAAAUUUCAAUAAUAUUACAAACAAUCUAUUUGUUCAUAAUUAAGAUAUUUAUAGCAUAUAAAAAUAGCAGGAAGAGAUUCUUUAGCACACAGAUUCCAUUAUAUUGGUGCUUAGGCAAAUAAUUUCUAAUAAAAGGAUGGUAAAAUAAAGAAAUAGGUUGUAUUUUAUAUAUUAGAAUUCAAUUUGA